This is a messenger RNA of Panicum hallii, 2358 nucleotides long. RefSeq names its product phosphoglycerate mutase-like protein 4. NCBI's taxonomy places the organism in Eukaryota, Viridiplantae, Streptophyta, Magnoliopsida, Poales, Poaceae. Gene Ontology annotation, cellular component: cytosol; cytoplasm. Bases 1470 to 2165 code for a protein of 231 amino acids. The transcript is spliced from 9 exons. The record is from RefSeq and is a predicted model, not a curated record. Gene Ontology annotation, molecular function: phosphatase activity.
GGAAAUAGGCUACUGGUAGUUUAUCCAUCUGUUCCUGUUCCUCCACAGCAUCCCAAAAGGCCGGCGGCAUCAGGUUGUAGAAGCGGACAGCGGGGCGGCUUCUUCCUGGAAGCUGCCGGGAACCCCCGCGGCAUAUCAGGUAGGUACCCUCCCUCUUGGCUGCGGCGGCUACCAGGGGCCGCCACAACCAACCGAACCAUGUCGCCCACCCCAGCGGCGGCGCCCAGCGCCAGCGGCGACGAUGAGUUCACGGAGGUGGUGGUGGUGCGGCACGGGGAGACCUCCUGGAACGCCUCCCGCAUCGUCCAGGGACAAAUGGACCCAGAGCUUAAUGAGAUUGGUAGGCAGCAAGCCGUUGUGGUGGCUCAUCGGCGUCAAAAGAAGCCAAACCAGCUGCCAUAUACUCUUCUGAUUUGAAGCAUGCUGCUGAGACUGCAGAAAUUAUAGCAAAAGUUUGUGAUGUAUCAAAUGUAAGGGCAUUCUGUUCUUUUUUUCCUGAAAGGAAAUGGAAUAAGUGCAUUGUAUUUGUCCCCCUUGUCAAAAACAUUUUGUUUCAGUUGGUGCUGAAUGAGGCACAUGAGAUAUCUCCAAGGCUUGAAGUGGGAUGAUGCUGUAAAUAAAAAUCCAGAUGUUUUCAGGGGCUUUGAUAUUUUUAAAAUUACUGAGGGCUCUGAUCCUGACAGCAGGAAUCAAGAAAUACCGGGUGAUGGAGAGAGCCUGAAUCAGUUGACUGAGCGAUGUGUCUCCUACUUGAAUAAGAUUGCCCCGGAAAACAUAGGUAUUCUGCAAACCUGAUUGUUAAUGAUUUGCCACACUGAAAUUUGAAUAAGAUUGCCCAGGAACACAUAGGCCAGUGGAUCCUUGAGAGGUGUGGAGACGUCAGCCAUCUCGACUGAAAUGGCUUUCUGGAGAACUCAUUUGGCGGAGACGGGGCCUCUGCGUAACGCUUGCAGUUAGUUCAUGGAGAUGGAGUCGACGAUAUCGUCGCCGGCGAUUUAGGCACGCAAGGCUGAGAGAUUUCCGUGGUUCUAUUGCUAUUUUUCUCUGCGUGUACUCUAGUAGUACUAGUACGUAUAGGAUCAUGAUGAAAAGAGACGACCCACCCUUUUAUAUUCGAGCCAGUAAAGAUUGUGUGUACUCAGUAGUCGCCCUGCAAUCGCGCCUUUCUUUUCAAUCCUUGGGUAGCCAAUCUUCAGCGAGCUGGUAGAACAAACUUGGAUGGAUGACUUGGCGCAGAAACGAGUGUUUCUUUGUUAAUUGGCAGGUCACCGUCUUUCGAUCUUAAAGCAAUGUGACAAGACGAGAUUAGGGUCAAAAUCUGACAACUAACAAUAGAAUAAGAAGGCAAGGCAAUGGAUUCCCAACAAGGACAGCGGGUGGGUUCCUGGCAGCUGCACGUUUGCUGCUAACCCAUAUCCUUAUUCCCCACAUCCCCUCCCUCCCUGCAGCGGUUGACACAAGAGUGAACAAUGUCUCCUGCAUCGCCGCACGGCGAGCACUUCGCAGAGGUGGUGGUGGUGCGCCAUGGAGAGACGUCGUGGAACGCUUCCCGCGUCAUUCAGGGACAGAUGGAUCCGGAGCUGAAUGAGACUGGUAGAAAGCAAACUAUCAUGCUUGCCCGUCGGCUAUCCAAAGAAGCCAUGCCAGCUGCUGUGUACUCCUCUGAUCUGAAGCGCGCUGCUGAGACUGCGAAAACGAUCGCAGCAGCUUGCGACGUAUCCAAUCUGGUGUUCGAUCAGGCACUGAGAGAAAGGCACAUGGGAGAUCUCCACGGUCAGAAGUUUGAUGAUGCCGUCAAAAGCAAGCCUGAAGCUUACAAGGCUUUCUCGUCGGGUGACAGGAACCAAGAAAUCCCGGGCGGUGGGGAGAGUCUCGGUCAACUUUCGGAGCGUUGUGUUUCCUGCUUGAACGCAAUAGCCGCGAAGCACAAGGGGGAGCGGGUGAUCGUAGUCUCCCAUGGCGCAACCAUAGAGGAGAUCUGCAGGCACGCCGAUCCAACUAGCUCGGCUCGCAGGGGAAUCCCCAACACUUCGAUCAGCGUGAUCCACAUCUCCGCUGACAGCCGCCAUUGGAUCCUGGAGAAGGUCGGGGACGCCGCCCACCUCAACGUCAACAAAGAUGGCUUUCUGCAGAGCGCAUUUGGCGGCGAUGGCGCCUCUGCGUGACCGUUUGCGGUCUGUCUGCAGCGAGGAAAGAAUUAAGAAAACACGCUGUUCUUCUCUUAUUCGCCACGGCGACACGAUCGGCUAUGGUGACACGGCUGAACAUGCCUACUCCGUUCUUCCAUUGCUCUAACUUGCCGGUGCAGCAAUAAUGAACUUGUGUGUUCACUGAAUCAAGCUGUAAUCUUUGGAGUCU